Molecule: messenger RNA, 2362 nt
Organism: Carassius carassius (crucian carp)
Lineage: Eukaryota; Metazoa; Chordata; Actinopteri; Cypriniformes; Cyprinidae
Product: potassium/sodium hyperpolarization-activated cyclic nucleotide-gated channel 3-like
Exons: 10
Coding region: 307-1206 (299 amino acids)
Biological process (GO): monoatomic ion transport; transmembrane transport
Cellular component (GO): membrane
Molecular function (GO): monoatomic ion channel activity
Source: RefSeq, a predicted model, not a curated record
UUAGUUUGACAGAGGAGGAAGAAUGGAAAUUCUGGAACUUAUCUCCUUCCCCAUUCUGGACCGAGCCAGAGAAAUGUGAUGGAAAAUUACUCUGUGCUUGUGCAUGUGCGCACAUGAGAGAGAGAGAGAGAGAGAGAGAGAGAAAGAGAGAAAGCAAGAAAGCAAGAGAGCGCGCGUGAAGACGAUGAAGAAAAGUGGAUGAAAUAGUCAGCAUAAAAGAAAGUCCAGAAAUAAAGUUAUCAGUGAGGCACUGCGAGAGAUGUUAGAGGUGUUUCAGUGAUCACAGUGCUUAGUCAGUGCCUGGAAAUGCAGCAUCUCGCACCUGAGAAUCACAGGCGCUUCUGUUGGAGCAGCUGGAAAAACCUCCUGCUGCCGCAGCUGAACAGACGCUCGCUGUAUGUCUACGGCAGUGAGGUGGCUGUGGAGAAGGAGUGCAUUAGACAGAAAGAGGAAGGCGUGUUGGUCAUCCAUCCCUUCAGUCGUUUAAGGAGUUAUUACAUCAUGUGUAUGGUGGCCAUAACAUUUCUGAAUCUAAUUGGCAUUCCGAUGGAGAUUGCCUUUCUGGAUGGUAACAGUGGAGUAGGUUGGGAGGGUUUUAACGUGUUCUCAGACACUCUGUUCCUGAUUGACGUGGGGCUUAACUUUCGCAUGGGGAUCAUUAAAGAUGACAGUGAGGGAGCCAUUCUGGAUUUGAAAAGCAUUCGACAACACUAUUUGAAAAGCUGGUUUAUACCUGAUGUGGUAGCAGCAUUCCCAGUUGGUUACAUACUUCUUAUUGCGGACCUGCAAUACCACAGUGACUCUCCCUCAUCCAGAGCAGGCAAAAUGAUGCGCAUCUUGAUGUUUGUGAGAAUCCUCAGUCUUGUCCGCCUGCUGCGUGUGUCAAGGCUUGUUAGGUUUUUCAAUGAGGUGGAGAGAGUUUCAAAUGCCAACUUGGAGGUGGUGAGGGUGUUCCUGAGAAUCUUGUCAUUAUUUAUGAUGAUUUUCCUGCUGUGCCACUGGAAUGGCUGUAUUCAGUAUUUUGUGCCCAUGCUUGAGGAGUUUCCCUCAGACUGCUGGGUUAGAAGAGAGAAUCUAAUGAAUGCCACAGUGGGAGAGAAGUACUCUUUUGGAGUCUUUCGGGCCCUUUCUCAUAUGACUGCAAUAUCAUACGGUUCCUCUGACACACCCACAAGCAAGGAGUAUACUUUUGAUCAGCUGAUUUAGCAAAAUGUUCAUUUUAUGCCACAACAAUCACAAUGCACAACUGAAAUCUUCUUUUAAUACCUAAUGGGUUUUGUUUGUGUUUUGUUUUUUUCAGAUGAGGUUGAGCUGUGGAUAGUCAUGACUAGCAUUGUGUCUGGAGCCAUCAUGUACACGGUGAUGGUCGCCAACACUGCUGCAAUGAUGACUGAUGUGGACAUAACAGCAAGAGCAUACAAGAACAAGAUGAAUCAUCUGGAAGAUUAUAUGACUUUCAUGAAGCUUCCCAAAACCCUUCGUAUGCACAUCAGCAACUACUUUCAGGCUCGUUAUGAAGGGAAAUGGUAUGAUGAGAAAGAUGUCCUGAAGUGGGUAUCUUCAUCUCUCAGAGAGGAAAUUCUGAAGACCAUGUGCUCGGCCCAUGUGAGAAAAGCUCCCUUUUUCCGGAACUGUGAUAUAAACUUCGUCAAUGCCAUUCUUCUGGAGCUGCAGUAUGAGGUUUAUCAGGAGGGUGACAUCAUCAUCCGCCAGAACGCUCCUGGUGACCGCAUGUUCUUCAUCGAGCACGGGCAGGUCCUUGUGGAGAAAGAGUUUUUCCAUAGGGAACUAUGUGAUGGACACUACUUUGGAGAGUCAUGUCUCUUAACAACAGGAAGGCAUUUGGCCACAGUACAAGCUCUGACUAUCUGUCAGCUUUUUUCCUUGUCGGUGGACUCCUUUCAUUCUGUUCUGAAGGACUAUCCAGACAUCAGAAGGGACCUGGAGACAUUUCAACUGGAUAAAGACAUUUUGUUAUGUUGAGAAAAUGGCUACACCUUCAUCAAGCCACUUCUGCAGCUUCCUCAGCUUGCACUUUGCCAAAUUUGCUUUACUUGGAUCUUUGUUUUUAUUGGCAUAGAUUUCCAGAAGUGGUUUUUGAAUAUUCUGUUCCAGGUGGUGGAUGCAUCCUUAAGUAUCCUCUUGUUCUACAGCGUACAACGACCUGUCAGAAAAUGGGCUUUGUAAAGCCAAUAAAGUCUGACUUGGCAACCACAUUGGAAUGGGAUUCCUCUGAGAACACUGAUUUUAGACCGUUUGUAGGCCACCUUCUCAAGCUCCUCCCCUCGCUGCUAUACUACUUUCCAAAUGCACACAGGAGGACGCACAGGUCAAAGCUUAGCAUAACCUCAUCUCAAUGUCA